AAAAAAUUAGUCAUAAUUACAAGGGGUGAUAAGUAUAUAAUGAAAUUCGUAGUCGGGAACAUCAGUUCCCCUUAGACAACAUGAAGAAGUUAUUGCUUGUGUUUUUCAUCGCUAGCAUGACGUCGAGUCAUGUGGAAUGCGUUAUGUCAGAAGCACAAUUGAAAUCCGCUGCAAAAUUGCUAAGGAAUGUAUGCCAACCGAAAACAAAAAUUUCUGCAGCUCAACUUGCUACGCUACAAACGGGUGUUGUUAAUCAGGAUGAACCAGAAGUUAUGAGCUACAUCGAGUGUAUUUUAAGGACAGGACAAAUCAUGAAAGAUGCCAAACUUAAUAUUGAUUCUCUUAAAUCUCAAAUGGCAAAUUUACCGCCUACGAUAUCGGAACCGGGUAUGAUUACUGUAGAACAUUGUAAAGAUUCGCCAAAGAGCAGUGACAAGUUUAUAGCGGCAGCCGAAUUUUACAAAUGCUUCUACGAUGAUAAUCCUGCUAAUUUCUUCUUCCCCUAAGUUUGGAACCAGAUUUUUAGGUGUUAUAAUACUUAUAAUGUCAAUAUCAUCCAUCCACAAUUUUAAUUAACUAAUAAAGUUAUAUCUUGUACAUAAA
Molecule: messenger RNA, 603 nt
Organism: Photinus pyralis (common eastern firefly)
Lineage: Eukaryota; Metazoa; Arthropoda; Insecta; Coleoptera; Lampyridae
Exons: 7
Coding region: 81-506 (141 amino acids)
Molecular function (GO): odorant binding
Source: RefSeq, a predicted model, not a curated record